Diceros bicornis minor is the source of this 453-nucleotide messenger RNA. It is a transcript of the gene TMEM256, whose product is annotated as transmembrane protein 256. The transcript is spliced from 4 exons. Lineage: Eukaryota; Metazoa; Chordata; Mammalia; Perissodactyla; Rhinocerotidae. The coding region runs from base 32 to 373 and encodes 113 amino acids. The record is from RefSeq and is a predicted model, not a curated record.
GUGUUCGUCGGGCGCGUGACCAACUACGGCCAUGGCUGGGCCAGGGGCUGCUUUCCGCCGGUUGGGUGCUUUGUCCGGAGCCGGGGCCUUAGGCUUGGCCUCCUACGGGGCGCACGGCGCCCAGUUCCCGGAUGCCUACGGAAAGGAGCUCUUUGACAAGACCAACAAACACCACUUCUUACACAGCCUGGCCCUGUUAGGGGUGCCCCACUGCAGAAAGCCCCUCUGGGCCGGGUUACUGCUAGCCUCUGGAACCACCUUAUUCUGCACCAGCUUUUACUACCAGGCUCUGAGUGGAGAUCCCAGCGCCCAGACUUUGGCCCCUGUGGGAGGGAGCCUGCUACUCUUGGGCUGGCUUGCCUUGGCUCUUUGAGCUUCCUUGUGUUUAAUUUCUGGGUACUUUUUUGAGAGUUGGAGCAGGGAGGGGAUUAAAAGAGAAAGGCAAAUAAAGAA